Messenger RNA from Carassius carassius (crucian carp), 563 nucleotides. RefSeq names its product mucin-2-like. The transcript has 2 exons. Lineage: Eukaryota; Metazoa; Chordata; Actinopteri; Cypriniformes; Cyprinidae. The record is from RefSeq and is a predicted model, not a curated record. Bases 100 to 507 code for a protein of 135 amino acids.
AUAUUUAAGUGGUCUUUAUCAGCAGUAUUUAAGAAGGUGGAUGGAGGUGGGUACUGCCACAGACAAAGCACGUCAACUUAGAUCCAAACAACUGGGACAAUGAGACACUGUGCUGUCCUCUAUAUGUGCCUGCUUCUCGGUAUUGUUCAGAGCACACCUGAACAGACCAAUAUUAACACAACAGUCAGUCCUGUGACUGCAUCCACCCACGAUAUCUCCCAAACUAUGACCAACUCAAACAUCACUACCAAUUCCUCGACUCAUAUUACCAGCCCUUCUCCAAACCUUAAAUCCCAGAGCUCCUUGAUCACAUCACCACAUCCCACCAUAACCCAACCUACGUUUACCAAACCUGUGGUCACAACCAGCACCAUGGCAAAACCCCUGCUGACUCCCAGCUCAAACCCUGACUCCUUCGACCAUUCUCAUGGCAGUGCUUCAGCCCAGUUUGUCGACUUUGGAUUUCUGCUGAUCUCUCUGAUGUCUCUUGUCAUAGUGGAUCUUUAAUGCAGUCAAAUAAUGCUUUACCUGCAUUAACUCUCAUUAACGUCAGGAUCUAUUAA